This is a messenger RNA of Priapulus caudatus, 2000 nucleotides long. RefSeq names its product zinc finger protein 704-like. Lineage: Eukaryota; Metazoa; Priapulida; Priapulimorpha; Priapulimorphida; Priapulidae. Gene Ontology annotation, biological process: regulation of transcription by RNA polymerase II. The coding region runs from base 135 to 1016 and encodes 293 amino acids. Gene Ontology annotation, molecular function: DNA-binding transcription factor activity; RNA polymerase II cis-regulatory region sequence-specific DNA binding. Gene Ontology annotation, cellular component: nucleus. The transcript has 7 exons. The record is from RefSeq and is a predicted model, not a curated record.
UACGGACUACAGUUUCAUGGCGGAUCCAGUGCUUGCCGAGAAGAGGAGAGCUAUAUCGAACAACAUCGACGUACCACUAAACCCAAGGAAGAGAGGGAUCUCGAGCCAUCCAGGCUGAGGACGUUGGCGAGGUGAUGGACGAACGCAUGGCGGCGAUGGUGCUCACCAGUCUCUCAUGCAGCCCCAUCUCACCGCCAUUCACGUCCAGACUCUCAGACACUGGGAGUGUGGGCAGCAGUGAUACGGCUUACUCGUCCAGCUAUACGUCAUCGCCGUCGCCGCCGCUGCUGCUGAGUCGCAGUGCCCCCUUGCAGGGGACGACGCCGCAGCACGGCAAUGCCGACGAGGGCAUUGAUGUCGACGACGCAUUCGGUUAUUUCGCGGACGAGGCUUCUCCCAGGAAGAGGAAGGCAUCGACUAAAGUGAUGUAUCGCUGUGCAUGGCACGGAUGCGGAAUGCUUCUACACACUGACAGGUCUAUAGCCAGCCACGUGAGAGAGGUUCACCUAGGGCGAAAGAAACAUGGCGGCGGAGACUCGGACAUGAGCGAUGACAACGACGACCACGAAGAAGAGUUCUACUACACAGAGGAAGAGGUGGGCGUAGAUAUACCACUGAGACAUGGUCAGUCCCUCUCCCCCACACCCAUCACCGGGGAGGCGGCCGGAGCACCACUGGAGCAAGACCCCAUUUUCAAAGAACACCAGUACGGAGCAAGACCUUGCCACGCAGCCCCAAUACCCAUUCCACUGGUGCAGAAAUCUCUCUCGUGGCAACCUUCGUCAACAAACUACUUGGGGUCGCCUCACAGCCGCCGUCAGCUGUUUAACUAUGGCAGCAAUUCCGUACGCUCCUCGCCGAUGCAUAGCUCUUCCUCCUCGCUCAAGUGCGUGCCCCUGAGCAAGAAGUCGCGUGGGGAGAUGCGCAAGUGUCGGAAGGUCUACGGCAUGGAGAAUCGCGACCAAUGGUGCACGCAGUGCAAGUGGAAGAAAGCCUGCACGAGAUUCCUAGAGUGAAGCGAGGAGGUUCGUCCCAGCUGCCGCCGCCGCCGCCCCGGUCGAUGACGUUCGCAGUUUUUUAAGAGCGUAAACUUCGGAGAUGAAACGACUCGACUUUUGUAAAUUCCCGUACAGCGAAAAGAUGCUCAUCUGAGUGUGCACGGCGCGUGCCUGCGUGCGUGCGUGCGUGCGUAGCUUCGCAUAAUUGGUCGUACCGACGCGGUGUUGUUAUCGGCAACCCUAGCCGCUACCUAAUCAUGGCGGUGGCUUGUUUGGAAUGUACGUUCCUGUACAUUUCGUUCGCGAACCAAACUUCUAAAAAGAUUGUACGGCAAAUAGGUACCCUCAAGUGGUGACCCCAAGAAAGAGCAGAAGUUGUAAUUGCUGCUGUAAAAGAGGCUAUGAGUGUAAACUAUCGUUCACCAUUGUGUGUGCCUCGAUCUCGCUCCCACGACUACCAUGCUGCUGUGAAGCAUGCAUUACAUGCUGCAAGUAACAGAAAUGAGUAUUUCGGUCUCGCGUCUCGUUGAUGUUAGUAAAUAGCCACAACCGCCUUAUAAAUUACAGGGAACAGAGCGAAUGGUGUUCACGUUAGCAAACACCUUGAUGUAAUAUGACCUUGACGCAUCGCGAUCUAUAUGGGCGCUACGUCCUUGAAAUCGUAAACGCUCAAACAUGCCCUAUAUUUCACACCGAGAUACGUGGCAGCGUCUAUCUUAUAGGGAUAUUCCCUUCCGAUCAACACAGGGAGACUUGAACUGUGUAAAUUUUGUAUAGAAAGACCAAUGGACACAUUUUAGUUUCAUACAAGUUCUCUCACUGGUGAGCUCAAUCUUGUAAGACUGUACAAAACACUACGACCAGCUCCAGCUAUACGAUCACGGACUUAUGCAUAUCACCUCAAUAUACACAGGUUCGUGAUACAACUGCACGUAAGGAGUGAAAAGUUGCAAUAUGUGGUUUUCCCUGUAAAAUACGUGAAGAGAGAUUUUAUAUACCGUA